This is a messenger RNA of Camelus dromedarius (Arabian camel), 2495 nucleotides long. RefSeq names its product chromosome 19 C6orf47 homolog (gene C19H6orf47). The coding region runs from base 836 to 1717 and encodes 293 amino acids. The record is from RefSeq and is a predicted model, not a curated record. The transcript has a single exon. Lineage: Eukaryota; Metazoa; Chordata; Mammalia; Artiodactyla; Camelidae.
CUGCUGCUUCCGGGCUCUGCGGCUGGCUCCGGGCGGCUCCGCGAGGCCGCGGCCCCGACGCUGGGUCCGGGAGGGGCUGCAGCGCCCGGAUGCCUGGCUCCCUACGCAGGCCCGCGCUUUGCCUCUCGACCGAGAGCUCCGAGGAACCCUCCAACCUGACCUUGCUGAAGCUGAGUCUCAGCUGUGUGCUCGGGGACCGGUGGGGCUACUUACAGGAUUCACAGCCCUCUGAAUCAAGGGACGAACGCUGCUGGCUGGAGUUUGCCGGAUAGCUCUCCCCCUAUCCACCUAAUAGACUUCCUACUCCUGAGCUCCUUUAGGAUAGCAGUUCAGAACUCCCUCAGUCGGGAGCACCUAGGACCCGGGGCCACCUUUCCUUCCUUCCUUCUUGGAUGGAGCACCGCCUCCCCAUUUUCUGGGGCACCUUGGGGCGUGGCCUUGGUGAGUGAAACUUGGGGUGCUGCCUGCUGGGAAAGAAACCCGGAAAAACAGGGAGGACACUGUGGGGGUGACCCAGGCUUUGUCAGAUCCCGAGACUUUCGGAAUCUUGUGUGGUGGUGGUGGUGAUUGUGGUGGUGGUUAAUAAAUUUGGAUGUGCCUAACUUUACCUCAAAACUGAAAAGGAAACAAGCCACCUGCCACGUUUGAGGCUGCAUAACCAUCCAGGGAAGUGGGGAGCCACUUCUGAAUUCAGAGUAGGACACACCAGGCAGAUACCUGUUCUGAGCCUGAACAGACUCUGGCUUCUGAGGAGAACUUCAGCCCUCAAACCUGAGAGUCUAAGCAGUGCCAGGAAGCAGCACCAGAAUUUGGGGCUUCAUUACACACCCCAGCCAUGUUCCUGCGACGGCUUGGUGGCUGGCUACCUCGCCCCUGGGGCCGCCGGAAACCAACGAGGCCUGACCUGCCUGCCCCAGAACCCAGACAGAUGGACAGCUCCUCCGAGAAUUCAGGGAGUGACUGGGACAGUGCCCCAGAAACCAUGGGAGACCUGGGGCCUCCCAAGACCAAGGACUCAGGUGCACAGACGAGCUCUGGGGCUGCUCCAGAACCAAGCAGGGAGUCCCAAGUUGAGCAACUGGAGAGCAAAAGAAUGGAUUCUUUCAAGUGGAACAAGACUGUCUCUAGCACUCAAGGGUCUGGGAGACUGGAGGCUGGACAGGCCAUUCCCAAACUGGGAUGGGAUCCUGUGGACUCAGGUGGCACCAGGAAACCUGGAGUGUCCCCUGAAGAGGGACUGAGCCCCUCUGGGCCUGAAGCCCCACUGGAGAAGCCUGGUCGGCGUCAGAAGCUGCUGGGCUGGCUGCGGGGGGAACCAGGGGCUCCCUAUCAGUACCUGGGGGGCCCAGAGGAAUGUCUGCAGAUCUCUACCAACCUGACCCUGCACCUGCUGGAGCUACUGGCCUCAGCCCUGCUGGGGCUAUGCUCAAGGCCAUUGCGGGCAGCCUUGGACGCGCUGGGCCUGCGUGGACCACUGGGCCUCUGGCUACAUGGGCUACUGUCCUUCCUGGCUGCCCUGCAUGGGCUCCAUGCUGUUCUGAGCCUACUUACCGCUCACCCCCUGCACUUUGCCUGCCUCUUUGGUCUUCUACAGGCCCUGGUGCUGGCUGUCAGCCUCCGGGAGCCCAGUGGGGAUGAGGAGGCCAUUGACUUGGAGGGCGAGAAGCUGGGGAGGGAGGGUGAGGAGCAGAGGGGAGACCCAGGAAAGGGGCUGUGACCACAGGGUGGGGUGUGUCCCAUGGCCCCAUCCUCAGUGAGGUGGGAGCAAGGGUGAACACAGUGUGGCCUUUAGGAGAGUGGGGGGCAUGAUUUAGAUUGUAAGCACAGGGACCUCAGGGAUGGGGUAGAAACCCCAGAGUAUGAGGGCACAGAGCCCCCCUUCACACACAGGAGAGAAUAGAACUGUUUAGGUGUCUGUUUAUGGACAGUGAGGGCAUUGCCCUUGAAUUCACCAGCUGUUGUUAAUUUUUGCUUUUACAUUUCUCCCACCUCCAGUUAUUUUUUUUUCCACCUCCACUUUUUAAAAGAAAAAAAAAAAGUGUGAUGGUGGAGAAUAAAGACUAAAAGUCCCUCUCUACCUUUCAAAACUCUCCAGGGGUGGAGGAGACCAGAGGUAUGACAGAUAGAUCUCUGGAUAGGGUAAGAGGGUGGUUGAGAGACUCAAGGUAUCCCUUGGAUCCUGGGAUCUGCACCAUCUAGGGAGGAGUGGCACUGCUAGGUGGGUGAAUUAGGGGGUCUGGAUGGGGUCCUAUAGGUGAUGGAGCCUGCAGGGAGGAUCUGGGUGUUCCCAGUAGCCAGAGGGAAUGGGGACUGUGCAGGCAUUGUUAGCAGGAGGGCCAGCUCAGAGGGGCUGUCAGCUCAGACAGGCAGUAUGGGGAGCACUGGAGUCUGCAGACCCCACUGGGGCGGGGGGGGGUGGUUAGAGAUUUGCUCACUCAGCAAUAAAUAACUCUGUCACACCAAAUCCUCAAUAUACCACUACAAAGUAAGAGUUA